AUGCGAGCUGCGUCCACCGCAGUAAACAAGAUGUCCGCUAAAAGUCAAGGCGCUACUAAACAGGGGAACAGCCUGGGUGCCCCACGAAAGCUCUCAUUGACAAUACCCGCCAACGAGCCCAUGUUCCUCCCGGACGGCGACUCGGUCACUGCCCAUAACAACACAACGACUUCCUCCACACACACCUCCCCCACCGUAGCUUCAAAUUCUCCGAUUGAUAAUUUGAAGAACGGAAGCUCUCGCCCUUCCAAAGAAGGCAUGCUUGAUAAAUUUAAACAACCCCCAGUGGCCAAGCCACAUAGCAACGGCGCGACGCCAGAAACAGCCGCAGCAACAAAGCCUUCAGGACCUCUUGAUUUGGAGGCGAUCAUGAGCUGUAUCCUGGGCAUGAAACGACUCUCGACCACAAUCUACUCAACUUUCGAAACAUUCGAGAAGCAAACGGCCAGGGUCGCUGGCCUCGCACCAGCAGUAGAUGCUGCCGGCCAACUUCAAUCACUUCGAGAUGCGUUUGAAACCAAGCAACAAGAGCGAACGAAGCGGGUCGCAGAGUUGCGCUCGCGAUUUGAGGAGGCGGUACCUCGACUCAUCGACGAAUAUCGUUCGAAAGUAGACGAUUUAGUGAAAGAGGUCGUCGCCGAAGAGAUUAAGGAUCGGGUGCAAAGGGAGUUGGAAAACCAGCUCCCAGAGAAGUUGCGGAAGGACGUCGUGCAACACGAGCGACAACUAAUCGAAGUCCAAGCGAAUCUAUACAACAACGAGGCGAGGAGAUUUAACGCGUCUUUAGUGUCGCCUCAAUCUUUGACUGUCCCCCUCAGGCCCCUCCUCAGGCCCCUACCGACUCCUGAGCAGUCCCCGUCGUACGUCCGGUCCCCCAUCUUCUCGCCCGAGACAGCCGUACCCGCCGUCCCGCUCCCCACCCCCAUGACGGCCGCUCCGGCGUCGUUCUCGGGGCCCCGUUCGAGUCUCGUACCCCCAACCCCAUCUGCGCUUUUCCCGAAGGAUCUUCAAACCCUGUUGAGAUACGAUGCCCAACGCGCUCGACAGCUGCUCGCAGAUUACGGGCUUAUCGAGGAGACAUCAGAGAGUCCGUCAGGUUCGGAGGUCCCGCCAUCAGGCAGCAAAUCACUCCAAACACCAGCGACGACACCGUCCACGGUCAAGGCCAAGAAGGAGAACAAAGACGCGAAAAAGGACGGGAAAAAGGGCAAGGAUCCGGCACCUGAAGAAGUCAGCGACGGAACGAGAGAGGCAGAUUUGACCAAGUUCAUGGCGCACAUAGGGGUCCCCAUGAAGAUGGUUCCAAAUCCUUGUCUGAAGUCGGCAGCGAAGCCAGGAAGGCCUUCACUAAGGGUUAUUAUCACCGGGCCAAGUCUUUGA
Messenger RNA from Pleurotus ostreatus (oyster mushroom), 1380 nucleotides. RefSeq lists its product as uncharacterized. Lineage: Eukaryota; Fungi; Basidiomycota; Agaricomycetes; Agaricales; Pleurotaceae. The record is from RefSeq and is a predicted model, not a curated record. The coding region runs from base 1 to 1380 and encodes 459 amino acids. The transcript has 5 exons.